Molecule: messenger RNA, 1395 nt
Organism: Cadophora gregata
Lineage: Eukaryota; Fungi; Ascomycota; Leotiomycetes; Helotiales; Ploettnerulaceae
Exons: 4
Coding region: 1-1395 (464 amino acids)
Molecular function (GO): FAD binding
Source: RefSeq, a predicted model, not a curated record
AUGUCUUCUGAACACAACAACGCAGUCGAAGUGGCACAGAUCCUCGAUUCGUCACUUUCUAGCAGGGCCAGGGUCGCUACUGAUGCCUCAUCAGCGGAUUUCAAAAAAUUGUUGAUCAGAUGGAGCGACGUAAAUAUUCAAGUGCCGUCUGCAAUCAUCCAACCUAAUUGCGAGGAGGACAUCAUUCAGAUCGUCAAACAUGCAGUCAAACACAACAUCCCUUUCAUCGCGAAAGGCGGUGGCCACAGCAAUUGGUCAACAAUUGGAUCUGGGGGUUGGAUCAUCGAUUUAUCACUUCUUCGAUCGCUCAAUAUCAACACCAGCGCUCAGACUGCCACAAUCCAGGCAGGUGUUCUCACAAAAUCCAUCAACGAAGCUGUCACCCACGCCGGAUUCAUGAUUCACACUGCUAAUGCGGCAAACGUGGGUCAUAUUGGCUUCCUACUUGGUGGAGGAUCCUCUGUAUUGCUGGGUAUGCACGGUCUGGCUAUUGAUGCUUUGAUCAGUGCUCGCGUCGUAACUUCCACUGGACGAGUCGUCACUGCCUCAGCAAGUGAAAACGUGGAUCUAUUCUGGGCACUGAAAGGUGCUGGGCAGUACUUAGGAAUCGUGUCGGAAGUCACUGUUAAGAUCUUCCCCAAGACAACCGGUAUUAUUUCCUGGGCUUGUAUUUUUGGACCUCAUCAGGUGAAGGAAGUCUCAAAAGCUUUGAAAGAGGUGAUUGAUGCUGGUGAUGAGAAAUCAUUCGGAAUGGCCAUGAUUACCCUUCCACCAGCUCUACCUGGUUCAACAAAUCCUGUAAUCGUCGUCAGCAUCACCCAUUUCCGUUCCGAGGCGGAAGCCGAAAAGAUCAUGCAGCUCCUAACGAGCAUCAAUCCUGUGGCGCAAAUGAAGAGAGCAAUCGAAUUCUCCAACCUCACUGACUCAGCUGACAAGAUCGAUAAGAAAGGAGGAUUCAAAUCCAAUAUCUCAUGCGGCUUGAAGACAUUCGAGCCAGAAGUCCUUCAGAAUGCCCUUGCCUCUUGGACUGGACUUGUGGAUGGGCAUCCUGACGCUGCAUCGACUUUCUUCAUGUUUAUCUGGGCCUCGAAAGAGGGAAUGGAGAAAUUCGGAGACGAAAGCUCCGCUUACAGCCACAGGGAUAUUGGAAGCUGGUGUUUCUUAUGGCCUUCAUCAAUUACAGAGCAGUCUUUCGGGGCUGCGGUGCAAGUUUCAGAAGAGUUUGUAGCCUCGAUUCAAACUGGCCAGGAAGAGCUAGACAAAGCAAUCUUUCCAAAUCAUUCGCGAGAGAAAAGUGUCGAGCAGAGAUAUCGUGGCGAGAAGACGAGAAGAAAGCUGGGAGAAGUGAAGAGAAUUUGGGAUCCAGAGGGGAGAUUUACAAGUCAGUUUCUCUAG